Molecule: messenger RNA, 3596 nt
Organism: Schistocerca cancellata (South American locust)
Lineage: Eukaryota; Metazoa; Arthropoda; Insecta; Orthoptera; Acrididae
Gene: Hacl
Product: 2-hydroxyacyl-CoA lyase 1
Exons: 12
Coding region: 196-1911 (571 amino acids)
Biological process (GO): fatty acid alpha-oxidation
Cellular component (GO): peroxisome
Molecular function (GO): thiamine pyrophosphate binding; catalytic activity; magnesium ion binding
Source: RefSeq, a predicted model, not a curated record
UGGUGUGGCUCCUUCGACCAUAGAUACUGAUGACAAGUCCAGCCAAUCAGCUGUUCUUGUUUGUACACGUUCCCGUGUUGUUAUUCUUGCUGGUGGAAGUUAGUGUCUUGCUUGAUUAGAUAACGCAUAAUGACGUCAUACCGAAGUUCGCUUUUGCAGUAGGGUAAAGUGUUUAGGCUUUUGGGUGCAAGAAAAAUGACUGACACAGAAGAAAUAGAUGGAAAUACUAUUUUGGCAGAAGCCUUGAGAGACCAGGGAGUGCAAUAUGUUUUUGGAAUUGUUGGCAUCCCUGUUGUGGAGCUGAGCAUGAGCCUACAGCAGGCAGGAUUGCACUAUGUUGGCAUGAGAAAUGAACAAGCAGCUUGCUAUGCAGCUCAAGCUGUUGGCUUCCUCACUGGUCGACCAGGUGUUUGCCUUGUGGUCUCAGGGCCUGGCUUGCUUCACUGUACUGGUGGUAUGGCAAAUGCACAGAUUAACUGCUGGCCAUUGAUAGUGAUUGGUGGUUCAGCUCCUCAAGAUCAUGAAGGGAUUGGUGGAUUUCAAGAAUGUCCACAGGUAGAACUGAGCCGCCCAUAUUGCAAAUAUGCUGCUCGCCCACCAAGUUCUUCACUCAUUCCACUGCACGUUGAAAAAGCAGUUCGUCUCUCUGUUUAUGGAAGACCAGGUGUGAGCUACUUGGACUUUCCAGCAAACCUGCUUAUUCAACGUGUGCCACGGGACACUGUGGGAUGGAUGCCACCUUGUGCCAGUCCACCUGUUAUCUAUCCAGAUCCAGACCUUAUUCAGACUGCUGGCCAAUUGCUGACCAGUGCAAAACACCCACUUGUAAUAGUUGGCAAAGGAGCAGCAUAUGGAAAGGCUGAGCAUGCAGUUAGAGAACUGAUUAAAGCUACGUCCUUACCAUUUUUGCCAACUCCAAUGGGGAAAGGUGUUGUGAGUGACACUGAUGAACACUGUGUUGCAUCUGCAAGAACAUUUGCUCUUCAAAAUGCUGAUGUCAUACUGCUACUUGGUGCCAGACUCAACUGGAUGCUACAUUUUGGACGACCACCCCGUUUUGAUGCUGCAGUGAAGAUAAUACAGGUUGAUAUUUGUGCUGAAGAGCUUCAUAACAGUGUAGCUUCUGCAGUGGCCAUUCAGUCUGAUGUCCAAGUUGCAGCAACACAACUGGCAACACUUCUCCGAUCAAAAGUGUGGAAGCUUCCUAAGACAAGUAACUGGUGGAAGUUGUUGAACAAAAAGUGUUCUGACAACAAGAAAUCUGUACAGGCUAUGUGUUUGGACACAACAGUCCCACUGAAUUAUUAUACAGUUUUUCAUCAUAUUCAGGAACUUAUUCCAAAAGACUGCAUCAUUGUGAGUGAAGGUGCCAACACAAUGGAUAUAGGAAGAUCUGUUCUUUCCAACAUUCUUCCGAGGCACAGACUGGAUGCUGGCACAUUUGGAACAAUGGGUGUAGGACUGGGAUUUGCUAUUGCUGCUGCCUUAUGGUGCAGAACAAAUUCGUCAAGUAAAAGAGUCCUGUGUGUUGAAGGAGAUUCUGCUUUUGGUUUUUCUGGGAUGGAAGUAGAAACAAUGUUCAGGUACAAACUGCCAGUGAUAAUAAUAAUUGUAAAUAACAAUGGAAUAUAUGGUGGGUUUGAGAAAGAAUUCUUCAAAGACUUGCAGGAAGCUGGAGAAAUUACAAAAGUGACUCCACCAUCUGCUCUGUCAGUAAAUGCUCGAUAUGAUAAAAUGAUGGGCAUAGCUGGAUAUGAUGGUUAUUACUGUACAACUGUGCAACAGCUCCAGAGUGCUGUCCAGAAUUCGCUAAUGGUGAAUGACCGACCCAGUAUUAUCAAUGUCUCCAUCAAUCCAUCAGCAGAUCGCAAACCACAAAAUUUUGGUUGGCUGACUGAAUCAAAGCUCUGAGAUUCAGCUUUCUUGAAAUUUGUGUGCUGCAUGGGUACUUUUGCAAUGUGCUGAGUUAGGAAGUCUUUGUAUAUUGAUACAACUGUUACAGAUAUGUGAUAUUUAGAAUAUCUGUGACUAAAAAGUAUUAUAUUUAAUUGGGAUCCAAUUUAUGUGAAUGUGGUUACAUGUAUAUAUAAGGACAAUUUUUAUAUGAUUAAAUUUAUUAUGUUUUGCUAUGGUGACAUCAGAAAAAACACAAUAUAAAAAAUUACAAUUCAAUAACUAGUAACAAAAAGGUAUUAAAAGUACAUGACAUAUUUAAGGCAAUGAAUUUCAUGCAACCACCACACCAUGGUCAUGUUUGUCUGCAUACCAAGGUGGGCUACAUAUGUAAACUUUGUGUCAUGGCAGAGUAGGUGUCAACUAGUUACUUUUGGCACUUUGUUCAAUGAGGCACAUUGGCACUCCAAUUUUCAGAUUCUUUGUGGGACGAUAUGUGUCUUUCACUCAUGAGGUCAUCAUCACUGGACAAGUUGUCUGCAGAACAUCCAGCUGGUAACUUGGUACAAGCAGAAAUUGUAUGCUGUGGAAACAAUCUGAAUAUACACUUAGCUCCAACUGAAAACACCAGAUGGAAAAUAUUCGCAGGUGACCCCUUAUUUCUUCAUGUGGAUGUGGUGUUAGAACACUUGAUAAGUAAAUUACAGACCCACGAUGUGGUGUGAUGGAAUCAACUAAGAUAGGUAGAAAUUUAACAGGUAGAUGACUUCCGGCUAAUACACUGUCAUCAGUCAGACGCCCUUUACGGCACCAGGAAUACAGCAGUACCACAGACAUCAUUUCUUUAUGGUUCUGAACUGUGGCAGUGACCUUGUUCAUUAGUGUAUUUUUCAUACUGAUCAUGAAUUGUUAUGCCUUUUUGUUCUGGUACAUGUUUAAACAACUACUGUUCUUAUUAGUUGAGCUGGAAGUUUGUAUAACAAUAGGGCCAAAAAUAGCAAGAGACUGUUCAAAGGAGUAGCACAGCCAGCUUUACCAUCUCUUGCAUUUGUGUAUAUUUACAAUUUAUAAUAAUUAUCAAAUCAACAUGAAUACCAUUCAAGUUGAGCAAGGUGACUUUACUCUGUAUAUAUACAACCAUAUAUCUGAUCACGUGCAACAGAUUUCUUAUCUUUUGUCUGGACAUCUCAUUCUAGAGAAAAAAAGUAGCUCCCGUCUGCCAGUUCCAAUGAAGGUUUUUGGAUGGUUUCUCUUGUUUGUAAGGCAAAUGCUAGAACUGGAAUUCCCCCUCCUGAAUAUCCCCCAUGCAGAUUCCCCCUGGCCCCUUAACAGCUCACCUGGUGUAGGUCAGAAAAGCCCUUUCGAGGUAGAUAAAACCAUUAACCAUAGUACUGUCUCAAAUCAGAUGUAUUGAACAAGUUAAAAAAUAGCAAUGAUGUUACUUUAGGCAAUAGUUGUGAAAAUAUGCUUGGACUUUACCAAUGUUGUCAGUGAUUCAGGUGAUGGAAAUGUGAGAAUUUGCUUUAAAAUGACAGCAAUUCAUUAUUUCUUUUGUAGCAAGGUGACAGUUUCAUGCAUCACAUUGCUGUGAACUGUCAAUGUUCUUGCAUUUGGGUACAGUGCAUCCUGCCUUUUACUUCAAUGUGCUGAGUACCACAUCUUCACUAAGACAUGCUGAAAUAAACAAACUAUUUAGAACCACA